This is a messenger RNA of Limulus polyphemus (Atlantic horseshoe crab), 1971 nucleotides long. RefSeq names its product src kinase-associated phosphoprotein 2-like. Lineage: Eukaryota; Metazoa; Arthropoda; Merostomata; Xiphosura; Limulidae. The transcript is spliced from 7 exons. Gene Ontology annotation, molecular function: protein binding. The coding region runs from base 241 to 1611 and encodes 456 amino acids. The record is from RefSeq and is a predicted model, not a curated record. Gene Ontology annotation, cellular component: cytoplasm; plasma membrane.
GAUCAAUAAUACAUAUUCGGUUCAUGUAACGAGGUGUAGGAUUUUGAGCCGCUCAUUGGGUGUUCUUAUUGUGUGAGGUUUAUGCUGUUUUAAUGUGAGAGUUAUGAAAAGUAUAGCGGAAAUAACGAUAUCAUUAUCAUUGAUGCAGAUUUAAGAAGUACGAGAAACAUAUGGACAUUCUUAGAAAUUGGAACUUAACUGUACAUUCAUUAAGUGAGUUGUUUCAGAUAAGAAUAUACAAUGUCGAAAUUUCAUGAAACUGUUCGUGAGGUUCUAGAAGAUGUCCAGGUAUUUCUUCUCACCACACUUAAUGCAGAGCUAUUGUCAACACAAGCUCUUGCACACAAAGAAAGGAUUCUUAUCAAACUUCAUCAUCUUCAACAAGAAUACCCCCAGUUGCAAUUGUCUCCACUCCAAGACAGCACAGUGUCUACUUCCAGCAGUCCUAUUCGCAAGUGUUCAGUGUCAAGUAUAGGAAGUCGCUCUGAAUCCAAGCAAUCAAGACAGUCUGUGAGGCCACCAUCUUCCUCACCUCCUUACGUUGACAUGCAGAUGUCGGGAUCGGCUAUGUCACCUGUUGAGUCUGUUUCCAAUACGGAAUACAUAUAUUCUCAAGAUUGUCAAGAAAAGUAUGAGCAUUGCGAGGCUGACCGCUCAACCAUUUCAUUUGAACAAGCAUCAGUGGAAAAGAAAUUCUCUGGGGAACUAGAAGAUUUGUUACAAGAAGGUGUACCUGCUGUACCAGCAGUUGAAUUGUCUAGAGCUGAAAAAUGUGGCUUCUUGGAGAAGAAGGGAAAAGAAAGACUUGGAGGACUACUUAACCCCUUACAGCGUCGAUGGUGUGCCAUUAGAGACGGGAUUCUUUAUUAUUAUGAACGACCUACAGAUAGACGUCAAAAAGGCCAAAUUUUUCUGUUAGGAUAUGAAGCCAAUCCAGCCCCGACUGCUAUCAAAGACAUUAGUAGGAAAGAUGUUUGUUUUGAGUUAGUCUGUCCAGGAAAAAGGACAUUUCAGUUCUGUGCUGUAACUCGUAAAGAUAUGAACCAGUGGAUUGCUGCUAUCGAGAGAAAUAACAUUGUCUCACCAAAACUGGAGUCAUCUGGUGGUGGAGAUGCAGUCGACUCUCUCAAAUUACAACCGCCAUGUGGUGGUAUGGAUACUGCGAGCCUAACUACACAACAAACAUCAACUAGUAGUUUAGAUGAUGGUCAAAUAUCAGUGGCCCACCAGGAGAAUUCGAGUGAGGAGGAAGACAUCUACGAAGUAGUUGAGGGAGAAGGUGGUACAUCUCACAGACCAGUAGAAGAACCUUUGUAUGACGAGGGAGAGUCGGGACUUGCUGGAGAUGAUGAAGAUGAACUCUAUACUGAUGCCGAGAGUUCCAUUACAAAUCAUGUAAUGGAUGCAGAGAUUGUGCCUGAAGAUUGGUAUGUAGGUCUUUGGGACUGUACUACUGUUGAAGAGAAUGAACUUAGUUUUCUUCGAGGAGAUCUGAUAAGAAUAAUUAGUAAGGAGUAUGAUAAUUUUUCUUGGUGGAUAGGAGAACUAGAUGGAAAAAUAGGGUUAGUACCAAAGUCUUUUUUGAUGGAAGCUUAUGAACUGGAGCAAUGAAAAUGUGCACAACCAAAUUUUGGUGUUAGUAAAUCUGAAAUAUUAAGAAAAAAGUUGUUUUGAGGGUAUUUACAAUCAACCAGAAACUUUUGGAUUCUAGCUAUUUAGUGUAAUUUCUAGAAGUUGACAACUUUUAUUUUUCCUGCAAAGUUCAUGAUUUGUAAUAGUUCUUUACAAUAUGUUUUACAACAACAAAAAUCUUAUUUUAUUCUGUUAAAAAUGUUUUUCCCCACAGUCUUAUUAAUACUAAAACGUGUUUUGCAUUAAACUUCUGACAGUUUGUUUUAAAUCAUUACAUGCAUUCAAAACUUUUGCUAUAUAAGUGAUAAAAGAAAAAUGUUUAUAUAUAUUUUUUUGUAU